CGCCGGCCAGCCACGUGAAACAACCUCCACCGCGUCGCCGUCUUCCUCCCUCCCCGAAACACCCCCCAUUCCCCACGAAACCACCACCCCGAAACCCCGAAUCCACUAAUGAAACCCCUCCCCACUGCUAAAAACCCCAAAUCGUUCCUCCUACCACCCCGAAACCCUAAGCGGCUAGGAUUUUCUACGGUGGGGAGGAGUUUUCGGGAGUGGGAGAGGUGGUUUUAAGCGAUUUUCAAGUGGAGGAUGUUGGGGGUUUUAGAUUAAGGGGUAGCUGGAAAACAGGAAAAGGAGGACCGGCGAGUGGGUGGGGGAAAUCGGCGCAGGGAGAGGGGAUAUAGCGGCGCACAGGGGAGGGGGAAGGGCAACAACCGCCGCCGUUUGGGGUUAGGCUGGUGGUUUUUGGGGUUUGGCUAGUGGCCGGGAUUUUGGGGUCUAGUUGGUGUUUGUUUGUUUUUUUUUUUUUAUAAAUUGUUUUAGCCAAUUCACUUGUGACAUGUGUCGGUGUCACUUUAAGAAAAGAAAAAAAAAACCAGUCAACCGAUCACCGGUUUUUGGGACUGAAGAAAAAGAAUCCCUAAAGUUCAGAUUAUUCCACAAUAAUUCAAAGUUGGGAUUAUUAUAGCAAAAUUCAUGAAAGUUGGGAUUAUUAUUUCUAAUUUUUCUUAAAAAAAAUCCACAAACAAAAGUUCUAUAAAGUUAUUAUUUUGUUAGAUGAAACUUUGCUUUCCCACAUAAAUGGACUAACAAUAUGAUUAACUUGAUAGAAAUAUUUUGCCAAAAUUUAUUAAAUUUUAGAUCCUUAUAUAUAACCAGACUGAUAAUUAAAUUUAACACCUUAUAGAUAAUUAAAAAAUUAAAUACGGCGUAGUAAGUGUGGACUUAUCCUUAUUUUCAAUUAAUAUAGUACAAAAAAAAUAAAAAAAAAUAAAAAAUUGUUUAUAAUAGAAGUCUCAUUUCACUGAAAAUAUUUAACCCUAAAUAGAAGUUUCAUUUCACAUUAUUAUUUUCCUUAUUCAACAUAAUACAUAGUACUUUUUUUUCCCCUCCUUUUUUUAUUGACCAAAUCUCAAAAGUAACAUUUAAUCAACCAAGCUCCUUAUCUAAUUAAUUUUUUUUAAAAAACUAAUGGAAUUUAAUAGUUGAACAAUAUGAAAUAAGCAUAAUGCUUGUACGUGCACCUAUUAUACCUUAAAGUUUUUGAUAUGGAGUUGCUUCAAAUGCUAAAAUAAUUUUAGUGCAACUCAUCAUUGUCUUCCACCUUCUGUCUCAAACUCUCUUGUCCACAAUUCAAUAUGUACCACAAAACAUCAUAAAUUUCCUGCGAAAAUUUCAUUCAUUACAACAUAAAAAUAGGAGGAAAAAAAACUAGACCAAUAUAUCAAAACACCUCCCCUCUUUUCAAGGAAAAGCCUACAUUUUUCAAUUUUAAAAACUAUUAUUAUAUCCUAAAUUUCCAUGAUCGUCCUUGAAGAAGCUAAUAUUCGUCCUCCCCCUGAUCACAGCCGGAUCUCUUCAGAUCCGCUUGUGAGGUCGGGCUAUUGGCUUUUCUAUUAACUUAUAUAAUUUUAAAAAAUUUAAAACGAAUAUAAGGAAGGGAUUUCCAUAACCCGACUCCUGAAUGUUCUUCAGGAGUCAGGGAAAUUGAUCAUCAUUGAUUAUAAUAUAUGAAAGUGCAUAUGUAUAUAUAUAUAUAUAGAUCAUUAUUAUUAUUAGUACGUAUAUUAUGACGACGACUCAGAAGAAGAUGAAGCUCCGUCCGGGGACAGCGGGGUAUAGGAGGAAACACGCACUCCUACAGCCAUCUCCGUCAUCACCACCUAGUGGUAGAGUGGCGGAGAUGGCCGGAGGCACCACAGCGGAGUGCGCUGCGGUGUGGUGUUGUUGUCCAUGCACAUUAAUCAAUUUGUUUGUGCUAUUUGUCUACAAGGUUCCUGCAAGUAUAUGCAAGAAGGCCCUAAGAACACACCGAAGGCGACAAAUGAUGAAAAAAGGCCUUCUCCCUCUACAAUCAUUCGCCGCCUCGAGUAGGGAAAGUCCAUGUCGAUAUAGUAUCCCUUUAGAAGAUAUGAGGUACCAAACCGAUCACACGACGACAAUGGUGGUGAUGGAUCCUGAAACUUGUGGGAGUAUUAGCAGUGAUGAUAAUAUUAUCAUGGAUAAGGAGUUGAUGCAAUUGGAAGAGGAAAUGUGGGAAAAAUUCUACUCUGCAGGAUUUUGGAGAAGCCCUUCUCAAGGAGAAAAAAUAAGGGGACAACAACAAUGAUGAUAAAUUUCAUGAUUUUUGAUUCUUUUUGUUUUAUUUAUAUUUGUUUCCUCAAGCUUUACAAUCUAGUUUUUUUUGUACAUUAAACCAUUUUUAUGGUUUGGGUGUCCUAGGAGAAAUGAUUCAAGGGCAAUGUUUUUUUGUAUUGAUCUCUUGUAUUCAUCGUAUUUGUAAUUAAUUGAAAAGGGGUAGGGUUGGUUUGGAUGUUUAAGGAAUGAGUGUGUAUGUAUAGUGUGUUAUACAAAAUACAUUUUUGUGAUUAUAACUUUGGGGCUUUUGUAUUGUAAUUUCGAUCUUUUUCUAUAUAGUUUAUUGUAAUAUAAUGUAAUUUCUUUGUUGUAUUUGUGUGACUAAGCAUGAUCAAAAGAAUGUGAUUGGAGGUCGAUAUUCUAUUUAUUUAUUUAUUGAUUUAUUUAUUUAGAACAAGGAGGUCCAUAUUCUAUAGUUAUUAAAGUUUGUGACAUAUUUCUCAAUCAC
This is a messenger RNA of Chenopodium quinoa (quinoa), 2743 nucleotides long. RefSeq lists its product as uncharacterized. NCBI's taxonomy places the organism in Eukaryota, Viridiplantae, Streptophyta, Magnoliopsida, Caryophyllales, Amaranthaceae. Bases 1727 to 2266 code for a protein of 179 amino acids. The transcript has a single exon. The record is from RefSeq and is a predicted model, not a curated record.